This is a messenger RNA of Opisthorchis viverrini, 282 nucleotides long. RefSeq lists its product as hypothetical. The coding region runs from base 1 to 282 and encodes 93 amino acids. NCBI's taxonomy places the organism in Eukaryota, Metazoa, Platyhelminthes, Trematoda, Opisthorchiida, Opisthorchiidae. The record is from RefSeq and is a predicted model, not a curated record. The transcript has a single exon.
AUGGGUAAUUUCGGAAAUGUCAUCCGUACCAACGUCCAAACCAACAACAACGAAAACAUCGGCCAGUUUACCUCUUGUUCCAUUAAGGAAACGAUACAGCUUUAUGCUAGAAUGAACUGUGCACGCCGGAAGCUCCAGAUGCUGGACGAAGACCAGAAUACCAACGAAAAGAUAAGAAUCAAAGUAACUUUUCUACCAGAGUUCAUUAAUGAAGCUCGUAAUCACCAUAACAGGACGUUUUUCUCAACAAGACCACCACAGGGACUAGAUAUUGAUCAUUAA